UUCUUUUUUCUUCUUUAUGUGGAAUACAUUGGUCCCAAGAUGACUAAUGUAAUAAUGCAAAAGGUGUGAAUUGUGAUUCAGAAGCACACCCGAAUCAAACAUUAUACCUUUUCUCUAUUGCACUUCACUCCCCAAAAGUGUUGAUUGAAUUUGAACCUUAAAAACAUUCGGAUCCACAGUGAGUGGUGCCAUGGAACAAGUCCUGAACAAGUUACAAGGUAUCUAUCUAAGGAAAAUGCAAAUAAAGAUUAUUACAGAUCGAAUUUUCGACACGGUAAAGAAUGAUAGAGGAAGAGCUAAUUUGAAAUUUGAAGAUCUGUAUAUUGCUGUUUUACUUGUGUACAAUGAUAUCAAUAAGUUUUUGCCUGUUACACAUAUUGAUCCUCCAUCCAAAGCCAAAGUCAGAGAAAUCAUGAAGGAAUGUGACAUCAACUUUGAUGGAGAAAUCGAUCGAAACGAAUUUUAUGACUUCAUCAAGCAGAUCACAUCAGAUACAGUCACGAUCGUUAGUAAACGACUCAUCCUCACCUUCGCCAUAGCACCAACGGUCGCCAUGCUAACAAAGAAAAUCACAGAAGGGAUCCCACAUGUUGGGAAUAUGGUUAGAUGGUUACCCAAUUCAGUUUAUGCUUCAACUGUGACACUUGCAGUUUGGUGGCACCAAAAACAAAAACUCAGUUGAAACUCUCAGCACAAAUCAUUGUUCCUCAUUUCAUUUUAUGUAGAAUGAUGUUAUUUUCAUGAUUGUAUAUGUUUGGAUUACAUGAUGUUUGCAUUUCAUGAAAUAACACUUGAUGAGAA
Arachis duranensis is the source of this 801-nucleotide messenger RNA. RefSeq lists its product as uncharacterized. The transcript has 4 exons. NCBI's taxonomy places the organism in Eukaryota, Viridiplantae, Streptophyta, Magnoliopsida, Fabales, Fabaceae. The record is from RefSeq and is a predicted model, not a curated record. Gene Ontology annotation, molecular function: calcium ion binding. The coding region runs from base 191 to 682 and encodes 163 amino acids.